This is a messenger RNA of Paramacrobiotus metropolitanus, 1014 nucleotides long. Its product is annotated as baculoviral IAP repeat-containing protein 3-like. Gene Ontology annotation, biological process: regulation of cell cycle. Bases 1 to 1014 code for a protein of 337 amino acids. Gene Ontology annotation, cellular component: cytoplasm; nucleus; spindle microtubule. The record is from RefSeq and is a predicted model, not a curated record. The transcript is spliced from 3 exons. NCBI's taxonomy places the organism in Eukaryota, Metazoa, Tardigrada, Eutardigrada, Parachela, Macrobiotidae.
AUGUCAAAGAGAACACCUGAACCCAUUACUGCGGAAGGAGAAGACGUCGUGGAGGUGUGGGCGUCAGCACCAGUUGCUAUUCCGGGGACCUAUAGCUACGCUGUGCGCUUUCCAGACAUGAUGGAUUACAAGGCUCGUUUUUCUACAUUUGCCGAGUGGCCUGAAUCAAAAGCUCAGCAUCCCAGGGUCAUGGCCCAAGCCGGUUGGUUUUAUAACGGGAACGGUGAUUGCGUCCAGUGCUUUCACUGCGGUCGAGAGCUUGAAAGAUGGGUUCCCACCGAUGGAGCAUGGGAAGAGCACGCCAGAGCGUCGCCCAUAUGUCCAUUUGUCAUAGCACAAAAAGGAGAACAGUAUGUCCACGACGUUCAGACCAAGCAAGCAAAGGAAUCAGCGCAGAUCUGUGACAAGAAUCAUGUAGAAGAGAAGAAGCCCAUCGCAGUUGAGAAAAACACUGCGACAGAGCAAGCUGCGGAAGGCACGGAUACCGCGGCGGCGGUAGUGAUGUUGGCCAGGGCUCCAUUGUCCAAGUCGGUCUUGCAGCGGGCCGACUUGUUUCUCACACUAGACGGGAAGGUGCAGCAAUAUUCAAAGCAGCUCAUUGAUCUGCUGGAUCAACAAGACAAGUGCAGGAAGGAGAUCUUGCAGCACACACAAGCGGCUCUGUCCCUUUACCGCGGCGAAGUGCAGAAGUCCUUGCCGAAAAGCGUUCGUUUGAUCGCUGCUAAUUACAUCCCUCGCCAUCUUGAUGUGGCUGACCUGGAGCGCGAUCGAAAGAUUCGUGACACGGUGUGGGAGCUUCGGACAACUAUUGUUGCUGCAAGGUCCCAGGACGCAUAUAGGAAACUGGCUCGUCUGAAGGAGGAGGAAACGAGCUUGCUAAAAAUUGUUACGCAAACCUUCGGCCAGUGGCGUGCUGAGCAUUUCCAGAAACUCUGUGUGCGCCGCUACGUUGAGCACAAGCAUAACAAAACAGCAUUACCGUACCUGACGAUUUUGACUGUCAAGAACGUUUAA